Messenger RNA from Malaclemys terrapin pileata, 1839 nucleotides. Its product is annotated as chitotriosidase-1-like. Gene Ontology annotation, molecular function: chitin binding; chitinase activity. Gene Ontology annotation, cellular component: extracellular region. NCBI's taxonomy places the organism in Eukaryota, Metazoa, Chordata, Testudines, Emydidae. The transcript has 10 exons. The coding region runs from base 154 to 1458 and encodes 434 amino acids. The record is from RefSeq and is a predicted model, not a curated record. Gene Ontology annotation, biological process: chitin catabolic process; carbohydrate metabolic process.
UUAGCUGUCUUGCUGUUUCUCCAAUGCAGCUCUGCUUGCAAACUGGUCUGUUACUUUACCAACUGGUCCCAGUACAGACCAGCCCAGGGGCGCUUCCUUCCUGAGGACAUUGACCCCAACCUAUGCACUCAUCUCAUUUAUGCCUUUGCUGGCAUGGACGACAACCGGAUCACCACUGUGGAGUGGAACGAUGAGCAGCAUUACAAGACUUUCAACGGACUCAAAAGCAAGAAUCCUGGGCUGAAGACCCUCUUGGCCAUUGGUGGUUGGAAUUUUGGCUCUGAAAAGUUCUCCAGCAUGGUGUCCAUGCCUGGUAAUCGGCGGACAUUCAUCCUCUCUGUGGUUGAGUUCCUGCGCAAGUAUGAAUUUGAUGGUCUGGACCUAGACUGGGAAUAUCCAGGUGCAAGGGGAAGCCCACCUGAGGAUAAACAGCGUUUCACUGUUCUGGUCCAGGAAAUGGCUGAAGAAUUCAAGGAGGAAGCCAAGAGGACAGGGAAAGAGCGGCUGCUGUUGACUGCUGCUGUGGCAGCUGGGAAGGAAAACAUCGAUGGAGCCUAUGAAGUCGAGAACAUCUCAAAGGCCUUAGACUUCAUUAACCUCAUGACGUAUGACUUCCACGGUUCCUGGGAAAAGAUCACAGGACACGUCAGUCCUCUCUACAAAGGGAAAACCGACACUGGAUCUGCUGUGUACAGUAACACUGACUAUGCUGUGACGUACUGGAGGAACAAGGGUGCUCCAGCUGAGAAGAUCAUCAUGGGAAUCCCCAUCUAUGGACGGUCUUUCACCCUCUCUUCCUCCGAGACAGAGGUUGGUGCCCCUGCCUUUGGGCCUGGAUCACUCGGCCCUUUCACUCGAGAGGCAGGAUUCUGGGCCUAUUAUGAGAUCUGUACUUUCCAGAAAGAUGGCACCACCAAAAGGAUUGAGGAACAGAAAGUCCCGUAUUCCUUCAAGGAGAACCAGUGGGUGGGGUAUGACGACCAGCAGAGCAUUAAAACCAAAGUUCAGUAUCUGAAGAAGAAAAGUCUGGGAGGGGCCAUGGUCUGGGCCAUUGAUCUGGAUGAUUUCAGCGACUCAUUCUGCGGCCAGGGGAAGUACCCUCUUCUGCAAACUCUGAAGAAAGAGCUGAGAUGCGAUGCCGAUAACAUUGUUCUUUCUGCUAAUGCCUCUGCAGGGCCGGUUCAGACAACGCCUGUUCCAGAAACCACCGUCAGCACCACUACAUCACCGCCAACUGUUUCAUCCUCAACCCUCAGCUUCACUACACUACCAUCCAUCCCUGCGACAAGUACCAACUCCACGACCAGCAGGUUUUGCCUCCAUAAGGCCAAUGGGAUCUACCCAGUCCCCGAGGCCCACGCCAUGUUCUACAUAUGUGCCAACAGGCGCACCUUCCGAAUGUCCUGCCCGGAAGGGUUGAUUUUCGACUACUUAUGCAAAUGUUGCAACUGGCCUUAAAAGCAAAGAGCCUCAAAUCACCUUCAAGGAGAAUGAAAUAAGAGAUUGAUUCGUAUCAGCUCAGAUAGUUUAGUUUCCUCUGCCAUCAAAUCCAAGCUUAGGAGAUGGUCUAUAUUGCAGGUGUCUCCAGCAACCUUCUUCUCUGUCCUGGGUGAGUUACUUUCAGGGGCAACAACCAUCGCAGUAAUACAGGUCAGAGUUAGGGAGGAGAGUGAGCGGAAGCAGAAUAUUGGCACUGACAAGCAGGGCUGAUGGAUUUUCAAACUGUCGUGCAUUUAUUUCUUCAUUUUGCAUUGGUCUCUUUUAGAGUCUGGCUUCAUCCUCUGUCCUUAUUUCAUGUUUGUUUGCUCCAAGAAAAUAAAGCUUUCAUUUGUAAAUGAA